This is a messenger RNA of Boeremia exigua, 1053 nucleotides long. RefSeq names its product vacuolar protein sorting-associated protein-like protein 74. Gene Ontology annotation, cellular component: trans-Golgi network; cytosol; Golgi cisterna. Bases 1 to 1053 code for a protein of 350 amino acids. Gene Ontology annotation, molecular function: phosphatidylinositol-4-phosphate binding. The record is from RefSeq and is a predicted model, not a curated record. The transcript has 4 exons. NCBI's taxonomy places the organism in Eukaryota, Fungi, Ascomycota, Dothideomycetes, Pleosporales, Didymellaceae. Gene Ontology annotation, biological process: Golgi vesicle budding; Golgi to plasma membrane protein transport; Golgi organization.
AUGGCUUCGACGUCCGGCGUGGUGCGCCGGCGAGGAGCUGGUGCGGCGACCGGCAACCCCGAGGACGAAGGCAGCCGCGUGGCUUCACCUGCGCCCAGGAACGACCGCGACCGCGCGCCGGAAACGUCCUACGAGAACUCGGAGAACGGCCACAAGAUCGCCUUCGACCCGCGCGACAUCAGCGAGAAUGCCGAGCGCAGCAAGCAGCCGAAGCUGACGCUCAUGGAGGAGAUCAUCCUGAUGGGGCUCAAGGACAAGCAGGGCUACCUUUCCUUCUGGAACGACAACAUCUCGUACGCGCUGCGCGGAUGCAUCGUCAUUGAAUUGGCCUUCCGAGGCCGCAUAAGCAUGCAGAAGGACUCGUCGCGGCGGCGCUUCCCGCUCGCAGACCGCGUCAUUGAGGUCGUCGACGACACGCUGACGGGCGAAGUGCUGCUGGACGAGGCCCUGAAGAUGAUGAAGUCGAGCGAGAAGAUGAGCGUCAACUCGUGGAUCGACCUCAUGAGCGGCGAGACGUGGAACCUCAUGAAGAUCGGCUACCAGCUCAAGCAGGUCCGCGAGCGCCUCUGCAAGGGCCUCGUCGACAAGGGCAUCCUGCGCACCGAGAAGAAGAACUUCCUGCUGUUCGACAUGGCCACACAUCCCGUCGCCGAGGGCGCAGCAAAGGAUGAGAUCAGGCGUCGCGUGCGCAACCUCCUGACCAGCCGCACCAUCGUGCUCGCCGGCAGCCAAUUCCUCCCCGAAGAACUGGAGUUCCGGACUCUGCGCACCGUCGCCAUGGUCUGUGCCGCCUACGCCGCCAACGUGCUCGAGAACGCUCUCACCACACUGGGCCACGAGGCAAGGGAGCGUGCAUUUGCGCAGGUCGACGAACUACUUGCAGAGUACUCGCAAUGGCCGUUUGCAAGAAGAGCGGGCGGCAGUCAGGGAGUCGGCGCGAAUCUGGGGCAGCUGAUCAACGACGAGAUCAACACCGGCAAGGACAGGGAGCUGCAGAUGGAGGUGGUUGCUGCGUGUCUGAGUGUCUUCACAAGGCUCGAUUCUCUCCUCUAA